Molecule: messenger RNA, 252 nt
Organism: Plenodomus lingam JN3
Lineage: Eukaryota; Fungi; Ascomycota; Dothideomycetes; Pleosporales; Leptosphaeriaceae
Source: RefSeq, a predicted model, not a curated record
AUGUGGAAGAAAGCCACAAAAAAUUCAUCCAGUAGUUUGAUGAAUGGCAUUUCAGACCAAGCAGGAGAGGAUAAAGACACAUGGCUUUGUAUCAAUGAAAAAUCAAAUACAUCAUCGGCAUGGAAAGAUUGUUUAUAUACUUAUACCGGCCAAGGAUACUGGUAUGGAUCAGAAACCGAGAAUGGAUGUUGUCGAUCGCAGGUCAACUGCACGGGAUAUGGUGAACGGGAGGAAAGCGAAGCCGUCAUAUGA